CAACAGAUGGUGCUGAUUAAAGGAGAAGCUCCUGAAGAACGGAGGCCUGGUGUGGACCAGCUGGACCCCGAGCCUCUCAACAUAAAGGAGGAAGAAGAGGAACCUUGGACCAGUCUGGAGAGAGACCAACUGAAUGUGAAGGAGGAGACUGAAGUCACCAGGUUUUCAGUCACUGCAGUUCAUUUGAGAAGUGAAGAUGAUGAAGCAAAGCCUCUGUUCUCACAGCUUCAUCAGCACCAAGUGGAGGACAGAGAUCUUCCAACCAGCAGCUCAGCUGAUCAGAUGGAAGCAGCAGCUGAUGAAGAGGACUGUAGAGGAGCAGAAACUACCAGAAACCCAGAUUUAAAUACACACAUAGAUGAAUCCAGCACUUCAGAGACUGACCUCAGUGAGGAUUAUGAAGAUGAUGAGGAUGUGAACUAUCAAUACAGUAACAAUAGAGGGAAGAAAAAUGUAGAGUCACGUAGGAAAUUGCAAACAGAACCAAAAAUAUUCAAGUGUAAUGAUUGCGAUAAAAUAUUUACCGGCAAAAAAGAUCUAAAGGCACACUUGGGAGUUCACGCUGGAGACAAAUUUUUUACUUGUGAUCUAUGCAGACAAAGAUUUAGCCGAAAUUCACAUUUAAACUACCACAUGAGAAUCCACACGGGAGACAAGCCAUUUCCUUGUGAUUUUUGUGGACAAAGAUUUAGCUUUAAGACCAACUUAAACAGACACAUCAGAAUCCACAUCGGUGACAAACCUGUUGAAUGUGAUGUCUGUGGACAAAAAUUUAGCCGAAAGUCUCAUUUAAAUUCCCACAUGAGAACCCACACAGGAGACAAACCUUUUCCUUGUGACAUUUGUGGACAGAGAUUCAGCCAAAAAGCACAUUUAAAUUCCCACAUGAGAACCCACACUGGAGACAAACCGUUUCCUUGCGAUGUUUGCGGACAACGAUUUAGCCAAAAGUCAUCUUUAAACACCCACACAAGAAUCCACACAGGAGACAAACCGUUUUCUUGUGAUGUCUGCGAACGGAAAUUUAGCCACAAGGCAAGUUUAAGCUCACACAAGAGAACCCACACUGUAGAUAAUAAAACAGCUCCCAGUGACUUACAUUAG
Nematolebias whitei (Rio pearlfish) is the source of this 1104-nucleotide messenger RNA. RefSeq names its product gastrula zinc finger protein XlCGF8.2DB. The record is from RefSeq and is a predicted model, not a curated record. Gene Ontology annotation, biological process: regulation of transcription by RNA polymerase II. The transcript has a single exon. Lineage: Eukaryota; Metazoa; Chordata; Actinopteri; Cyprinodontiformes; Rivulidae. The coding region runs from base 7 to 1104 and encodes 365 amino acids. Gene Ontology annotation, molecular function: RNA polymerase II cis-regulatory region sequence-specific DNA binding; DNA-binding transcription factor activity.